AUGGCCUGGUCCAUAGGCAAAGCCGCCGAAGGAAAGUAUAAGUACGGAGGUGAAGCACAAGAGGACAAGGUACUCCCGGAAUCCUUAGUCGAAGUCUCGCUGUCGUUAUCGGAAUUGGCUUCGGCCGAAUUCGAUACUGUAAACGAUAUCUCGAUUCCGGAUAUAUUGAGCGUACUUGCCAGUGACGGAUCGGACGCCAGUUCAUUCCAACUGGUUUCGAUGGAUCAAAGUUAUCGUAACCCAAGUGAGUUUUCAGAAGGCGAUGCCGAUUCGGAAUCGUCCGGUGGUAGCAGCGACAAAGAAAGUACCCGGCAGCCUGUUGCGGGACCGCCUAUCCAUAGUCCGAAGGCUUUCGAUCUACCUCUGGAAAUUGAUCCCAAGUAUGUGCCUCGGUUACCCAGCGUACCGCUAGAGCACGUUAAAUUAGGGGUUCUAGGAAAAGUUUCCAGCAUUAUCAAAGGCUGUGUCAUCAUUGAAUCACUGCCAAACUUGCCUCCCUUGGAUAAGGGCUCCGCUCUCUUUCUCCAAAACCGCAAACCACUUGGCGAGGUAUAUGAUACGAUUGGUCCGGUGAGAUCACCAUUCUACGUGGUGAUCCACGAGAACCGACAGCCACCAAGCAAGCCUCCGAAGGCACGCAGUGAACGGGCAACUGCAGCCUCCACUGCCGCAAGCGCAACCGCGAGAUCUAGUGCUACCGCUUUAUCUACCACUGAGGGAGUGAAAGGUGUUUCGGCACAGCCUCCACAAGAGCUCCCCAAGUUGAAUGUGACAGUCAAUGUGGGAGACGAGGUCUUUUACGUCUUGGACGACCCAGCUCUUAGCAUCAAGAUUCUAUGCUCUGAGCUAUCGAAGCUUCGCGGAUCCGACGCUUCUGGUCUGAAGGAUCAGGAGCUCUCUCCGGAUGAUUUCUCCGACGAUGAGAAGGAGUAUGCGUAUAGGCGAAAGCUUGAGGGCAAGCGGCCAGUCGGUGGUAACAGGCAAGGCCGCGGUGGUUCUGGUUUCGGUAGGGGCCGCUCAAAUCACCUGUCUCGUCAGGGCGGUUUUCGGCCUGGUGCUGGUGGUGGCUCUGUACGCAUGCCGUGUGGUGAAGCAGGGAGACUUGCUCCACAUCCUGAUCUCUACACCUCCUACCCGCCCAGUCAACCAUUAAUGUAUCAACACCCUCCACCUCCGUCACUGAAGCAGGGUUUUUUGCGUCCAUCAUUAUUGGGAUCGCAGGUCGUCGUACCUCAGCAAACAGUCCCGCAGCAAUCGGUGCAGUUUAUGCCACAGCAACCGAUACCGGUUGUCUCUUGGAAUGUAGCUUCGAUACCGUACGCUUAUUGCGGUCCUCGGAUAGCUGGAUGGCACUUCGCGAAUCCGAGUUAUUUUCCCCAACAAGCAGUGAUGCCACAGGGAAUGUUACUGUCAUACUCACGACAGCAGGUGGUGCAGGAAUCGCAGCUGACUAACUAUGAGGGCAAUUUGGAGGGUGUCGUGGAACCGACGCCGCUGCCGGCAUUCACCACUGGCACUCCGCCGCGUCAGGAGGACCCAUCGGCGUUGUAG
Molecule: messenger RNA, 1551 nt
Organism: Echinococcus granulosus
Lineage: Eukaryota; Metazoa; Platyhelminthes; Cestoda; Cyclophyllidea; Taeniidae
Product: H/ACA ribonucleoprotein complex non-core subunit NAF1
Exons: 10
Coding region: 1-1551 (516 amino acids)
Biological process (GO): ribosome biogenesis; pseudouridine synthesis; box H/ACA snoRNP assembly
Cellular component (GO): sno(s)RNA-containing ribonucleoprotein complex
Molecular function (GO): RNA binding
Source: RefSeq, a predicted model, not a curated record